Sabethes cyaneus is the source of this 3199-nucleotide messenger RNA. Its product is annotated as AMP deaminase 2. The transcript has 8 exons. The record is from RefSeq and is a predicted model, not a curated record. Gene Ontology annotation, molecular function: AMP deaminase activity. Gene Ontology annotation, biological process: IMP salvage; AMP metabolic process. Gene Ontology annotation, cellular component: cytosol. Lineage: Eukaryota; Metazoa; Arthropoda; Insecta; Diptera; Culicidae. The coding region runs from base 398 to 2707 and encodes 769 amino acids.
CAGGCUAUCACACAGCUGAUGAUUUAGCAGCAAAAGUGAAAAUUCAUUCACGAAUUUCAUGGACAAAGAAGUGCGAACCCGUACCUACCUAUAGUAAGUAGAAUAAAUUGCGUGUUUUGAUGCAGUUUUUUAGUGUUGAUGGUUAGUUAGAAAAAGGGUCGAACCCUUUUGAAGACGAGGACAACAACAACAACGACGACACCGACGACGCAGAAAGGAAGACGAACACGCAAGGCAAGGGUAUCGCCGUCGAGUGUGAAAGUUUUCGAGUGAGUCAUUCCCGAGUGCCGAGAAGAAAAGUGCUAAAGUAAGAAGGCGUCGUGGAAAUCGAUAAUUUUCACGCCGAAAGUUAGUGUUUUCCCCCCUUUCGUACCGAAUUGCUGCUGGCGUUGCGGUUAUGGCUGGUGAAAUGAACGUCUACAAUUCCGGCAGAAUGUUUGCCUUCGAUGUGGACCUGGAUAACGAUGCAGAUCUGCCCAAGCUGAAGGCCGUGCAAGGCAACGAAUCGCCCGGAAUCCAUAAUGCCACCGGAGGUGGCGGAGGAGGAGGAGGAGUUGGCGUUAUUGGUGCAGCCGCACUUAGCCUUUCGCAGGAGAAUCUGGCCGGAGGGCUUCCGAACGAAAUCUCCGCUCCGUACGAGGUUCCCCAGUUUCCAAUCGAACAGAUCGAGAACAAGCUGCAACUGCAGCGCCAGUUGAAUGCCAAGGUCAUGGAACAGGACCGCCACUCGAUUGCGGCCGAAAUUCACCCGGACGAGAUGAUCCCCUUCGACGAGCACGAUUUCGUGGCGCACUUCCAGCGGGUUUCCAUCUCCGGCGAGGAUACGAGCGGCGUGCCGCUCGACGAUCUAGAACGUGCUUCGACGCUGCUGGUUAAGGCGCUGGAACUGCGCGUCAAGUACAUGUGCAACUCGCAUCAGGCCUUCCCGCAGACAACCGCUCGCUUCCUGAAGUCAUCACAUCCGGAAAAGUAUGCCCACCAGGCCAAGAAAUCCAUUGCCGAUCAUCCAGUGAAUCCUCCGCAGAGCACCCAGUCGCCGUGGUUGAUCGAAUUUCCGGAGGACUGCCACUACACGAUCCGCGCGAACAAUGGCGUUUUUGAGGUGUUUCGGGACGGUGAGGAGAGCACGGAACCGUUCCCGUUCGAGUACACCAAGCUGCCGGAGUUCGUGCAGGACAUGCAGAUGAUGUGCUCGAUGAUUGCCGACGGGCCGUUGAAGUCGUUCUGCUACCGGCGGCUCAGCUACCUCUACUCCAAGUUUCAGCUGCACGUGCUGUUGAACGAACUGCGUGAACUGGCCUCGCAGAAGGCGGUUCCGCACCGAGAUUUCUACAACAUCCGCAAGGUGGACACGCACAUUCACGCUGCCAGCUGCAUGAACCAGAAGCACCUGCUGCGGUUCAUCAAGAAAACGCUGAAGAACAGCGCCGAUGAGGUUGUGACCGUGACCAAGGGCGAGCAAAUGACGCUGGCGCAGGUUUUCCAAUCGAUGAAUCUGACCACGUACGACCUGACGGUCGACAUGCUGGACGUCCACGCCGACCGCAACACGUUCCAUCGGUUCGAUAAGUUCAACGCAAAGUACAAUCCCAUCGGAGAGUCCCGCCUGCGGGAGGUGUUCCUGAAGACGGACAAUUACUUGAAUGGAAAGUAUUUCGCCAACAUAAUCAAGGAGGUCGCCAGCGACUUUGAGGAGAGCAAAUAUCAGAAUGCAGAGCUAAGGUUGUCCAUUUACGGCAAAUCACCGGACGAAUGGUACAAGCUGGCCAAGUGGGCCAUCCAGGGGGAUGUCUACUCCGACAACAUUCGCUGGUUGAUUCAGAUUCCUAGGCUAUAUGAUAUUUUCAAGACCAAUAAGCUGAUGACGUCGUUCCAGCAAAUCCUGGACAACGUCUUCAAGCCCCUGUUCGAUGCGACCAACAAUCCUAGCGAGCAUCCGGAGCUGCACAAGUUCCUGCAGUACGUGAUCGGGUUCGACUCCGUCGACGACGAAUCCAAGCCGGAAAAUCCACUGUUCGACAACGACGUCACCACACCGGACCAAUGGACGGACGACGAGAAUCCGCCCUAUGCGUACUACAUCUACUACAUGUACGCCAACAUGACCGUACUGAAUCACUUCCGAACGGAGCGUGGAAUGAACACGUUCGUUUUGAGACCGCAUUGCGGCGAAGCCGGCCCGGUACAGCAUUUAGUUUGCGGCUACCUGAUGGCGGAGAACAUUUCCCAUGGUCUGUUGCUCCGCAAAGUUCCCGUUCUUCAGUAUCUUUACUAUCUUGCACAAAUCGGUAUUGCCAUGUCGCCGCUGUCCAACAACUCCCUGUUCUUAAACUACGACCGGAACCCAUUCCCGGAGUACCUCGCCCGAGGUCUAGUAGUAUCCUUGUCAACGGACGACCCCCUUCAGUUCCACUACACCAAAGAACCCCUAAUGGAAGAGUACAGCAUCGCGGCGCAGGUGUGGAAGCUGAGCUCGUGCGACAUGUGCGAGCUGGCCCGUAACAGCGUGCUGAUGAGUGGCUUUCCGCACAAGAUGAAACAGCACUGGCUGGGGCCGAACUACACCCGUGAGGGUGUCGCCGGGAACGACAUUACCCGCACGAACGUACCGGACAUUCGGGUUGCCUUCCGGCACGAGUCGCUGCUCGACGAGCUGGCGAACAUUUUCAAGGUGCACAGCGAGCGGGCGCUCGGGCUGCUGGAAUGAGUCGGACUCCUGUGGUGACGACCGUGGCUAGGGGUUGUGGUAGAUGACGAAGAACCAAGGGAACAACAACACGAACCAAGGGAGAAAUUGAGAAUCUUUUGAGCACUCUUUGUUAGAAGAAGAAGAAAAAAAUGUUUCGAUGCGUGGCAGUAAGUAGAGCAGACAACCGGAGGAGAGUGUUUUGCACUGAUUUUUCCACUGAUUUCACGGAUUAUUUAUAACCUUGAGAUGAAUUUAUCGUUUGUUAAGCAAUUAAGUGUACGUACCAUGUAUCCGUAUAAUGUAUUGUACUUGGAAUGAAGAAUAUUUCGAUUGAAAUUGUGAACAAGAAAAAAAUCGUUACAAUUCUUUGCGGGUGCGAGCUCGCAAAACCAAAUUAUACCAGUUUCAUGUUGUAAUCUGUUUUAGUAGCGGAUCAUACUGUGUUACAUCAUUGGAAUCAAUAUAUCUCGAUUUGAUGUGUUACUUGCUGAAGUGACUUGCAAGUCUAUC